GCGAAUGUCGACGGCCACGCGGAUUGCAUUUGCUAUUUUGUAAAGGUAGGGUACCGAACUGACUAAGACGUGUUUUGACUAAUAUCGCUUUGUUGGUUUGCUAUUUAAUAAAAAUGGACCAAAAAACAGAUGAUCAAGGCACUCCAGAUUCUUGGGAACAGCAUUCUGAUGGUGCCUUAGAUAAUGGAGAGGAUGAUAACGAUUUGUUAAAGCCUUUUAUAGGAUUAAACGUAGAUGCCCCGCCAUUCGUACCAUCUUUUGCGACUUUAGUAGCAGCUCAAGCUGUACCUUCUGAGCAAGAUGAACCUAAUUCUGAAAGUGAAAAACAACCAGCGCCAGAUCCACCACCUUUAGCCAUGGAAAUAGACCUUAAAGAAGGGGGGGACAUAGAAAUUGGCAGUGAUGACUCUCCUGCAGACUGGGAAAAUGUUGACAUAGAAAAUAACCACAUUGCUGAUGAUGAUGAAAGUGCAGAAGUAGAAGAAGUAGAAAUUGUUACAAAAAGUAAGAAGAAAAUUUUAUUGGAGGAAGAAGAAGGGACGAGAAAGGAACAUGUAAAUGUUGUUUUUAUUGGACAUGUAGAUGCUGGAAAAUCAACCAUUGGAGGCCAACUUUUGUACUUAACAGGAAUGGUUGAUAAGCGCACACUUGAAAAAUAUGAACGAGAAGCAAAAGAAAAAAAUAGAGAAUCCUGGUACCUUUCCUGGGCUCUUGACACAAAUCAAGAAGAGCGUGACAAAGGUAAAACAGUUGAAGUUGGAAGAGCAUAUUUUGAAACGGAAAAUAAACAUUUCACUCUACUUGAUGCUCCAGGCCACAGAAGUUUUGUACCUAACAUGAUUGGUGGAGCCUGUCAGGCAGAUUUAGCUGUUCUAGUUAUCUCUGCAAGGAAAGGAGAAUUUGAAACUGGCUUUGAAAGAGGUGGUCAAACAAGAGAACAUGCAAUGUUAGCGAAAACAGCUGGAGUAAAACAUUUAGUAAUACUUAUAAAUAAAAUGGAUGAUCCAACUGUAGAAUGGUCAGAGGAAAGGUAUAAUGAAUGUAAAGAUAAACUCAUACCAUAUCUUAAGAAAUGUGGUUUCAAUCCAAAAGUUGAUGUUAUUUUUAUGCCAUGUUCUGGAUUAACUGGAGCUUUCUUGAAGGAUGUCCCAGAUGAAAGUGUUUGCCCUUGGUAUCGAGGACCUGCCUUCCUGGAGUACAUCGACACAUUGCCAUCCUUAAACAGGCCUACAGAAGGUCCGUUUAGGAUGCCAGUUGUAGACAAAUAUAAGGACAUGGGAACAGUUGUUCUUGGAAAAGUAGAAGCUGGAAAUGCUAAGAGAGGACAACAGCUGUUAUUAAUGCCAAAUAGGAAAGCUGUUGAAGUUUUACAGCUAUGGUCAGAUGAAGAUGAAGUUUUAUCUGUAAUGUCUGGGGAAAAUGUAAAAAUUAAGUUGAAAGGUGUUGAAGAAGAAGAAGUUUCAUCUGGUUUUGUUUUGUGUGAUUUUACUAAUCCUUGUAGAACUGGAAAAGUUUUUGAUGCUCAGGUGGUUGUGUUAGAACACAAAUCAAUCAUUUGUCCAGGUUACAGUGCUGUUUUACAUAUUCAUGCUGCUAUUGAAGAAGUAUCUGUAAAGGCACUAAUUUGCUUAGUGGAUAAGAAAACUGGUGACAAGGGUAAGACACGUCCAAGGUUUGUCAAACAAGAUCAAAUAGCAAUUAUGAGGCUAGAAUGUGCUGGUGUUAUUUGCCUUGAACCUUUCAAAGACUUUCCACAGAUGGGUAGAUUUACAUUGCGAGAUGAAGGUAGGACAAUCGCUAUUGGUAAAGUUCUUAGGGUUAUGGAAUGAAGUGCAACGUAUGAGCUACUAUCUGGCUGCAAAAUGAGAACUUAGUUUUGCAUCUCUAUUCUUUUAUGCUUCCAUGUUUUGUACUCACAUAAAGUGAACAGAUUCAUAUCCAGAAAGAUAUAUGCAAUAAAGUUGAAAUUUAUUAAAUUUUGUUGGAGUGCCGUUUUGAGUAUUGAGCUGUAUCAGCUGCAUUUAUGGAUGGUCCUAACUCGAAUGUUUAUCGGGGUCGACAAUAAUGUACUAUGCAAUUAUAUUGUAAAUUAUGUAAAGUUGCAUGUUACUUAAAUUGGCAUUCCAUAUUUUGAGAAUGUAUUUAUGGUUAAGGUGCUAUAUGUUUAACUCUUUCAUUCACUAAAAAAAUGCUUAUUAAUAAAAAAAAAAAUCUUGUUGCAAGUAUAGACUUCAUUUUAAGUUUGAAGUUUCUCAUUUCCAAAACAUGUUACCAUUUUCAUAAAAUCUUCUUCCACGCAAAUUUUUCUUUUCUGAUUUCUCUUUUUUUUCCUUGUGUAAAAUAUUUUAUAUGCUAUAAUUUAUUAGUGUGUCAGUUACUUUGAUGAAUUGAGAUUUCUUUAGUUUAAAAAUUUAUUUUAGUGGACCAAAUAUAUUAGAAAAAAUUAGUAACUAUUUUAAAUUAUUGUAGAUUUAUUAUUCAUAUUUAUUUCAACAGAAAGGCGUUGUUAAAUUUGUAUGUUUAUUAUAAAUAUCUUCGACUUAAUUAUAUAUGUCUGAACAACUUAAUGUAUUAGCGUUUUGCUUAGACAAAAGUUUCACUUCGUUUCUAAAAUAGUAAAAGUGAUAUUGAUUGUACUUUUAAGUUCUUUUAAUUUACUUUUUUAAAUCAUUGAUUUCAAAAUAAAUAAAAAGAGGUUGGUAAUUUUAACUGCAGUUUUUUGAGGAACAAUCAGUGCCUGUUUGUCUUUAUUUGCACAUUGAUUGCAGCUCUGUGACCAUUAUGUCGAUAAUAUUAUGCUUGCAAUUUGCAGUGCAAAUCUCCUCAGGAAAAUGCAGAAUCUGUUGAUAUUCCUUGAGGAUUGUAAAUUAUGACUUGUCAAGAGACAUUUGUUACUGAGAUCUGGGAAUAA
Molecule: messenger RNA, 2911 nt
Organism: Uloborus diversus
Lineage: Eukaryota; Metazoa; Arthropoda; Arachnida; Araneae; Uloboridae
Gene: eRF3
Product: eukaryotic peptide chain release factor GTP-binding subunit ERF3A-like
Exons: 15
Coding region: 114-1829 (571 amino acids)
Biological process (GO): translation
Cellular component (GO): translation release factor complex
Molecular function (GO): translation release factor activity; GTPase activity; GTP binding
Source: RefSeq, a predicted model, not a curated record